AGAAUGGAAUCAUUGAAUCUGAUAAACUGUUUUGAAAUAAAUAUAAAAAUUUGGAAAAUCAUUGGAUUAUGGCCGGCUAAUUAUUCGUGGAAGCAGUAUAAUAUUUUAUCUAAAAUAUUUAUUGCAGUUAUGGUUUUUAUAUUUGAUAUGUUGAUAACAUUCAACUUAUUUUUCAUAACGAAACACUUAGACUUGUUCAUCGAAAAUAUUUUGUUUUAUUUUACAGCAUUAGUUUCACUAUCGAAAGCCAUCACAUUUUUAACAGCACGUGAUUUAAUAACAAAUAUAUUCUAUAGUUUGCAAAGAGAUAUAUUUCAACCUAACAACGACGAUGAAUUAAAAAUAAUUAAGAGAGCAAAUUCAUUUAAUAUAACAUAUUGGAAAAUCGUAGCUAUCGUAUCGCUUGCAUCUCAUAUAGCCCAUAUCAUAGUUCCGAUUAUAAUGCAUUUAGUUUUCUCAGAGGAUUUGCAGUUACCAGCAUGUGACUACAGUUUUCUUUCCAAAGAGUUUUUUGAUAAAUUUAAAUAUUUGUUAUAUUUGUACCAAUGCUUCGGAAUACAAUACAUAAUACUAAUAAAUCUUAAUGUCGAUACUUUUAUUCUGGGUUUAAUGGUAUUGACUAUAGCGCAACUGGAUGUACUUGCUUUAAAAUUAAGAAAUGUAACUGAUUUGACAAAUGUUAACGAAAUUUAUUGUGAAACAGCUACUAUAGAGAGAAUACAUAACUGUGUUAAACAUUUUGAAGAAAUAGCCAGAUUUUGUAGUCAAGUACAGCGUGUUUUUAGUUUUAUUAUAUUCGUGCAGUUUAGUAUGGCUUCAUGCAUUAUUUGCGUUUGUCUUUUCAGAAUGACAAUGCCUGCUCCUAUUGCAUAUGACAUUUUUCUUGUUACAUAUAUGUGCAUUGUGAUCCUGCAAAUAUUAGUACCAAGUUGGUUUGGGUCUAAAAUAGUGGAUAAGAGCCAAUCGCUUACCAUAGCUGCAUAUAGCUGUGCCUGGAUACCAAGAUCUCGUAGAUUUAAAAGCAGCCUAAGACUGUUUGUUGAAAGAGUCAACGUUCCACUCUGCAUAGUUGGCGGGAAAAUGUUUGUAUUGUGUCUAAAUACUUUUACUUCUAUAAUGAAUUCAGCGUAUUCUUUCUUUACGUUACUGCGACACAUGCAAGCGAGAUAA
Molecule: messenger RNA, 1170 nt
Organism: Achroia grisella
Lineage: Eukaryota; Metazoa; Arthropoda; Insecta; Lepidoptera; Pyralidae
Gene: Or-13
Product: odorant receptor 46a-like
Exons: 5
Coding region: 4-1170 (388 amino acids)
Biological process (GO): detection of chemical stimulus involved in sensory perception of smell; sensory perception of smell
Cellular component (GO): plasma membrane
Molecular function (GO): olfactory receptor activity; odorant binding
Source: RefSeq, a predicted model, not a curated record